GUGUGAGGCUUUCACCAUAUUUUGGUUGACACUCAUCAUCACAUCAUCGUUAUCACCAACAUCACAUUGCUUCAUUUUCUCAACCUAUUAACCUCUUUCUGCGCAAGACGAUGUCGUAUGUGCCUCCGCACCUCAGAAACGCCACUUCAACCACCGUUGCCACCGCCAGAACCUCCGCCGUAACCCUAGAAAACCACCACACCAAGCUCGCAUUCCAUUCCAACAACAACUCUCUCCCCUCCUUCCCCAAUGCCUCUCGCCGGAGUUCCGCCGCUCCUCCGUCGCCCAGGAUUCUCGCCGCCCCUGACCCAGUCUUCCCUCACUGGCAACCCUCCGAACGUGUAUCUCGCAUGACUCCCAACCAGAUUGAAGAGGUCCGUUCCCGGCUUAAUCUUGAUGUUACUGUAGUGACUGACUCUCCUCCUGCACCUGCACCGAUAGAAUCGUUUACUGAUAUGUGUUUAGAUCCAAGUAUCAUGAAGGAUAUUGCUUAUCAUGAAUACACCAGGCCAACUUCAAUCCAGGCACAGGCCAUGCCAAUUGCUCUCAGCGGAAGGGAUCUGUUGGGUUGUGCCGAAACUGGUAGCGGAAAGACUGCAGCUUUCACAAUACCUAUGAUACAGCAUUGCUUGGCACAACCUCCCAUUCGGCGCAAUGAUGGUCCCCUGGCCUUAGUUUUGGCUCCUACCAGAGAACUUGCUCAACAAAUAGAAAAAGAGGUUAAAGCUUUUAGUAGAUCUCUCGAGUCAUUAAAAACUGCCAUUGUUGUGGGCGGAACUAACAUUGAAAAGCAGAGGUCUGAACUAAGAGCAGGAGUUGAAAUAGCAGUUGCCACCCCCGGAAGGUUUAUUGAUCACCUGCAACAAGGCAACACUUCCCUCUCUAGAAUUUCUUUUGUUGUUCUAGAUGAGGCAGAUAGAAUGCUUGAUAUGGGUUUUGAACCACAAAUAAGAGAGGUAAUGAGAAAUCUUCCAGAGAAGCAUCAAACACUGCUGUUUAGUGCGACUAUGCCUGUGGAGAUUGAAGCAUUAGCAAAGGAGUACUUGGCUUGCCCUGUGCAAGUGAAGGUAGGAAGAGUGAGUAGCCCAACAACUAAUGUUUCACAAACUCUUGUGAAAAUUUCUGAAAAUGAAAAGAUUGAUCGGCUUCUAGACUUGCUUGUUGAGGAGGCUUCACAGGCAGAAAAAUGUGGUCAUCCAUUUCCAUUAACAAUUGUGUUUGUUGAGAGAAAGGCAAGGUGUGAUGAAGUUGCUGAAGCAUUGGUAGCUCAAGGAUUAUCUGCAGUAUCUCUUCAUGGUGGUCGUAGUCAGAGUGAAAGAGAGGCUGCCUUGAAUGAUUUUCGGAGUGGCUCCACCAGCAUCUUGGUUGCCACUGAUGUCGCUUCUCGUGGCUUGGAUGUCACCGGAGUGUCACAUGUCAUCAAUCUAGAUCUUCCAAAGACCAUGGAAGAUUAUGUACAUCGGAUUGGAAGGACGGGGCGUGCUGGAUCAACAGGCCUAGCUACUUCUUUUUACACAGAUCGUGACAUGUUUCUUGUGGCAAAUAUAAGGAAAGCAAUAGCUGAUGCUGAAUCUGGGAAUACACUGACAUUUGCAACGGGAAAGGUUGCUAGAAGGAAAGAGAAAGAAGCGGCAGCUGCACAAAAAGAGGCAAAUUUUGCUUUAUCCAAACAGUUAGGAUUAGGAGCUGCUUCAAUUAACAUUGAAGAUAAGUAUAAAUUCAUGAUUACUGCCACAAACAUUAGAAGAGAGGGUGCAGCAGAUAGUGCCUGGGAUGAUUGAUGAAGUGUCUGAUGCCACCCAUAUUUGAUUGAUGACAAUUGCUAAAGCCUUAAAAGUGUUGCUGGUGCAUUAGUUGAUAUGUUCUGCUUUGACUUGGAAGUGCAUUUUAUGGUAAGUGUUGGAGAUGGAGAAGUUUCAGUUUGCAAGUCUACGUAUUGUUUCACACGGUUGUUGUAGCUAGCACACUUGUAACAAGUAGCUUGCUAGACGCCUAGAUGCUUUGUAGAGUUGUGAAUAGGUGAUGCAUCUUAUGUAAUCCUAGAAACUCACGUUUUCUUUUUAAAUGUGUUGCGUCCAAUAUACAUCUACUCCCUCAGGUAUUUUACCAUCAUUAAAUGUAUAUCUAGCUUGGUUUAAUUUGCACCUAUGUUUAAUUUGUUUCUUUGUGUUAGUACUUUUUAGCAUUUGUAUACGACCCUCGAAAUUGUGGUAGUGGGGGCGUUGUUUUUUUGAAUUGGGAUUACUGUUAUUAUCCAUGCUCUUGUUUUGGAGCUCAUCUAGCACGGGUCACUAUGCAUCUCUGAUUUAAUAAAUUGAACAACUUUUUUUGUU
Molecule: messenger RNA, 2333 nt
Organism: Abrus precatorius (Indian licorice)
Lineage: Eukaryota; Viridiplantae; Streptophyta; Magnoliopsida; Fabales; Fabaceae
Product: DEAD-box ATP-dependent RNA helicase 20-like
Exons: 15
Coding region: 111-1781 (556 amino acids)
Cellular component (GO): nucleus
Molecular function (GO): RNA binding; RNA helicase activity; ATP binding
Source: RefSeq, a predicted model, not a curated record